GUGGCAGGCGGACCAUGGGGGAGGCGGCGGGGCCGCGCGGGCUCUAAGCAAGAGAAAGGUGGCCACGGGCCGGGCUGAGUCGGGAGAAGGCGACCAGACUUGCUCACGAAGGGCGAGCCAGAACCCGCCAGUGAGGCAGGGCAGGAGGGUGCGAAGCCAGGUACCAGGGCGCAGCGCAACGGCCCGGGAGACCCGCCGCCCACCGGAGACCGCAGCUGCCCGCUCUCGGCUGUGGGAUGUCGGAGCGAUCCAGGCAUCCAGGACGCUGACGGAGCGAGCCUGAGGAUGGGACGGCGCCCGCAGCUCCGGCUCGUGAAGGCCCUUCUCCUUCUGGGACUGAACCCUGUCUCGGCCUCCCUCCAGGCUCAGCACUGUGAGAGCCUCUCCCUGACCAGCAAUGCCUCCGGCCUGCAGUGCAAUGCCUCCGUGGAUCUCAUUGGCACCUGCUGGCCCAGGAGCCCUGCAGGGCAGUUGGUGGUUCGGCCCUGCCCUGCCUUUUUCUAUGGUGUCCGCUACAACACCACAAAUAAUGGCUACCGGGAGUGUCUGGCCAACGGCAGCUGGGCAGCCCGCGUGAAUUACUCUGAGUGCCAGGAGAUUCUCAACGAAGAGAAGAAGAGCAAAGUGCACUAUCACAUCGCCGUCAUCAUCAACUACCUGGGCCACUGCAUCUCCCUGGUAGCCCUCCUGGUGGCCUUUGUCCUCUUUUUACGGCUCAGGAGCAUCCGGUGCCUGAGAAACAUCAUCCACUGGAACCUCAUCUCGGCCUUCAUCCUGCGCAAUGCCACGUGGUUUGUGGUCCAGCUCACCAUGAGCCCCGAGGUCCACCAGAGCAAUGUGGGCUGGUGCAGGUUGGUGACAGCUGCCUACAACUACUUCCAUGUAACCAACUUCUUCUGGAUGUUCGGUGAGGGUUGCUACCUGCACACGGCCAUUGUGCUCACGUACUCCACUGACCGUCUACGCAAGUGGAUGUUCGUCGGCAUCGGCUGGGGUGUACCUUUCCCCAUCAUUGUGGCGUGGGCCAUUGGGAAGCUGUAUUACGACAAUGAAAAGUGCUGGUUCGGCAAACGCCCUGGAGUGUACACUGACUACAUCUACCAGGGUCCCAUGAUUCUGGUCCUGCUGAUCAACUUUAUCUUUCUCUUCAACAUUGUCCGCAUCCUCAUGACCAAACUCCGGGCAUCCACCACGUCUGAGACUAUUCAGUACAGGAAGGCUGUGAAAGCCACUUUGGUGUUGCUGCCCCUCCUGGGCAUCACCUACAUGUUGUUUUUUGUCAACCCUGGAGAGGACGAGGUCUCCAGGGUCGUCUUCAUCUACUUUAACUCUUUUCUGGAGUCCUUUCAGGGCUUCUUUGUGUCUGUGUUCUACUGUUUUCUGAACAGUGAGGUCCGCUCUGCCAUCCGGAAGCGGUGGCAUCGGUGGCAGGACAAGCACUCCAUCAGAGCCCGAGUGGCCCGCGCCAUGUCCAUCCCCACCUCCCCGACCAGAGUCAGCUUUCACAGCAUCAAGCAGUCCACAGCAUUGUGAGCUACAAGCCACAGAGCAGCACCCUGAGACCUAAGGCUGGGGAGAUGAUGCAAGCUC
Molecule: messenger RNA, 1590 nt
Organism: Acomys russatus (golden spiny mouse)
Lineage: Eukaryota; Metazoa; Chordata; Mammalia; Rodentia; Muridae
Gene: Crhr1
Product: corticotropin releasing hormone receptor 1
Exons: 13
Coding region: 286-1533 (415 amino acids)
Biological process (GO): adenylate cyclase-activating G protein-coupled receptor signaling pathway; cell surface receptor signaling pathway
Cellular component (GO): plasma membrane; neuron projection
Molecular function (GO): corticotropin-releasing hormone receptor activity; corticotrophin-releasing factor receptor activity; G protein-coupled peptide receptor activity
Source: RefSeq, a predicted model, not a curated record